AUGGCGGUGAAAAGCUGCAUGGGCUACGCCCAGACACUGGAGACCUACUUAGACCCUUACAGGAGAAAGUCCACCAACGAUCUUGUAGUUCUCGGGUCAAACACGGACAAGGCCGAACAGCCUCCUGCUAUUCCGCAGCUCCGGAGAUCCAGUUCAGGUUCUAUCAAGGCGAGCGAGGCUCACCUGCUAGUCUAUGCCGAGAAGAACAGCACCACCCUCACACGCUUUCGCAAGUUGUUGAAAGGCCUUGUGGAUGCUGGCCUUACUGUUGAAAUCCGUUCUGAGAUUCACGAGCUCGAAGCAGAUGCCCAAGAGAGCACUUUGAACGCUUCGGCUAUUUGUGUCCUCUGGUCGCCCUAUUUCAUCGUGAGCUACAAGGAGCAUCUCCUCAAAAUCGCGGAGAAGGCUGCAGCUCAGGAGAUUCGGCUUCUCAACGAUGUCCGCUGUCUCAUCGAGUUAGCAGACAGGCGCUGGGCGCUGCGUAUGCUCUCCGAACAUGGCAUUCCAACGCCAAAGUAUGCCGAGUGUGCCUUCGAAGUUCAGUCUCCUACGAGAGUCGAGGAGUACGACGACCACGUGAUCGUAAACGGGCAGCAGAAGAUUGACAAGCCUUUCUUGGAGAAGCCC
Messenger RNA from Symbiodinium sp. CCMP2456, 627 nucleotides. The record is from the annotation of a GenBank genome assembly. Lineage: Eukaryota; Dinophyceae; Suessiales; Symbiodiniaceae.